AUGCCGUUCGAUGCUCGAGAAGCCACCAUCAAUUCGGUGCAUCAUGCGCUCUACUCUGGACUCUCGUCGUGUCGCGAGGUCGUGUCUUCUUUCCUCGCCAAUAUCGAAGCCCACAACAACCGGACGAACGCUAUAAUCACCUUGAAUCCGAAUGCCUUGACCAUCGCCGACGAGAUGGACGAGCAGCUCUCGGCUGGCAACGCUACUGGACCUCUCUUCUGCGUUCCCAUACUACUCAAAGACAACUACGACACAGCAGACAUGCCAACUACUGGUGGUAAUCUAGCUUUGGCGCAAUCACUGCCGACCGAAGAUGCCCCAAGCGUAAUGGCCUUCAAGAAAGCAGGGGCUAUCAUCCUAGGCAAGGCUAACCUGCAUGAGCUUGCGUUGGAGGGUAUCAGCGUGUCGUCACUUGGCGGACAGACCAUCAACCCAUACGACUCCACUCGAACACCAGGCGGUAGUUCGGGGGGUACAGGCGCAGCUGUCGCCUCUUCGUUUUGCGUGUUUGGCACCGGAACGGACACUGUAAACUCGCUCCGCAGUCCAGCAUCAGCCAACUCACUAUGUAGCAUUCGGCCCACACGCGGGUUGAUCACUCGAACAGGAAUCAUUCCCAUAUCAACUACACACGAUGUCAUUGGACCCAUCGCAAGGACACUUAAAGACGUCGCAACAGCGCUGACGGUGAUGGCUACAACCGGUUAUGACGCAGCUGACAACGACACCGCACUAGUCCCAAGCUCCGUCCGCAACAUCGACUACGCUUCCUCUUUAUAUAAAACCCCCUUCAAUGGCCUGCGCAUUGGCGUCCUAAACGGUUUCUUCAACCGCACCGAUGCACCCGAAGUCACACCCGUCAACCACGCCAUGGACACCGUCAUGUCGCGCCUCUCAGCAGAAGGCGUAACCCUAGUGCCUAUCAACGACACCAUCUACAACGCAACCGCCAUCCAGACCGCCUACGAUGUCCAGCGCUUCGAGUACCGCGAGCUCAUGGACCAGUACCUCGAACGGCCGUCCCUCCAAGGCGAGCACCCCAGCACACUACGCGACCUAUACUCUCGCAAAGCAGUCAACGGCUCCGUCGGCGAGUUCCUCGUUCUCCCUUCGCAGUACGAGUACGUCAACACCGCUCUCGUAUCCUCCACGGGUAACGCUACAUACAACGACCGUCAAGCCGGAAUCCGUAACCUCAAACUCGCCCUCCUCAACACGUUCACUUCCAAUAACCUCGAUGCGAUCAUCUACCCCGAGCAAAAGAAUCUUGUUGUGAAAAUCGGUUCGCCUUCACAGUCUGGUCGAAACGGUAUCUUGGCUGCGUUGACGGGAACGCCUGUUGUUACUGUGCCAGCAGGCUUUUCGGAACCGAGUGAGGAGGCGCCGGUUGGCGUACCGAUUGGUAUGGAGAUUUUGGGGAGGCCGUGGGAAGAGGACAAGUUGUUGGGGAUUGGGUAUGCAGUUGAGCAGUUGUUGAAGGUUAGGAAGAGUCCGGUUUGGGCGAGAGAGAGGGUGGAGGCGGGGAGGUAUGAUAGUGUGCCUGUUGUAGUGCCGAACAAGGGGAAUAUUCCGGCUGUUUAUCCGUUGGGGACGCUGUAA
Alternaria atra is the source of this 1599-nucleotide messenger RNA. RefSeq lists its product as uncharacterized. The transcript has a single exon. The coding region runs from base 1 to 1599 and encodes 532 amino acids. The record is from RefSeq and is a predicted model, not a curated record. NCBI's taxonomy places the organism in Eukaryota, Fungi, Ascomycota, Dothideomycetes, Pleosporales, Pleosporaceae.